Molecule: messenger RNA, 711 nt
Organism: Molossus molossus (Pallas's mastiff bat)
Lineage: Eukaryota; Metazoa; Chordata; Mammalia; Chiroptera; Molossidae
Gene: KCTD14
Product: potassium channel tetramerization domain containing 14
Exons: 1
Coding region: 1-711 (236 amino acids)
Biological process (GO): protein homooligomerization
Molecular function (GO): protein binding
Source: RefSeq, a predicted model, not a curated record
AUGAGUUCCCUGGAGGUGGCGCUAUUGGUUCACUGCUUCUUGUACCUCCAGCUACCUCGGGUCGUGGAGCUGAACGUGGGGGGCGAGUUCUACACCACCACCCGGGGCACCCUGCGGAACUUCUCGAGAAGAGAGCUGUUAAAUAUGCUCAACUGCAAGGAUGCGGAGGGCCGCUUCUUCAUUGAUCGCCCCGGCACCUAUUUCGGAGCCAUUCUCGACUACCUGCGCAGCCAGCAGCUGCCCACACAGCACAUCCCCGAGGUGUACCGUGAGGCUCAGUUCUACAACAUCACACCUUUAGUCAAGCAGUUGGAGGACACGCCGCAGAUCUUUGGUGAGCAGGUGGGUCGGAAGCAGUUUUUGCAGCGGGUGCCAAAUUACAGCGAGAACCUGCAGCUCAUGGUGCGCCUGGCGCGCGCAGAGGCCGUGGCGGCCCGCAGCUCCAGCGUGUUGGUGUGUGCGGUGCACACGGAAGAAGAUGCUGCGCACUGCGCAGACUCCCUGCGCGUCCUGGAGGCGGACAAGAGGACGGUCGUCAAAUUCGGACCUUGGAAGGCGGCCCCGGUCAUCAGGGAUCUCCUGGACUCCGUGCGGAUGGACAUUAUGGCUCAGGGGUACCAGGUAUCCUAUGAUUACUGUUCCAAGAAAACAUUUCAGCCUAAGCAUGGGGCCUACGAAUACUUCUAUACGUUCCUGUUUACCUGGUGGUGA